Molecule: messenger RNA, 1578 nt
Organism: Drepanopeziza brunnea f. sp. 'multigermtubi' MB_m1
Lineage: Eukaryota; Fungi; Ascomycota; Leotiomycetes; Helotiales; Drepanopezizaceae
Source: RefSeq, a predicted model, not a curated record
AUGUAUCAAUCCACUAAUGUCUAUUUCAUCUGCUCGUUCGCUGCCAUCGGCGGUGGGCUCUUCGGAUUCGACAUCUCGUCCAUGGCAGGCGUGUUGGGGACACAGGCCUACAAGAGAUAUUUCGGAGGCCCAAAAUCCUAUCGACAAGGGGGAAUUACCUGCGCUAUGCCAUUCGGCUCGCUCGUGGGAGCUCUAGCAUCAUCUUUCAUUGCCGACAGAUACUCCCGGAGGACCAGUAUUCAGAUUGCAUCUAUUUUCUGGAUCGUAGGAUCCAUAAUUCAAUGCCUCUCAAUCAACAUCGGCAUGCUGGUCGUAGGUCGUGUCAUAGCCGGGGUGUGCGUGGGCAUAGCCUCAUCAAUCUGUCCCGUCUACCAAGCCGAAAUAGCUCCCAAAGAAAUCCGCGGCCGGGUCGUUUCGCUCCAGCAGUGGGCCAUCACCUGGGGCAUCCUGAUCCAAUAUUUCAUCCAAUACGGCGCUUCUUGGGUAGGCGGCGGACCCGACAAUCCCAACCAGCCAACAUCCGCUUUCCGAAUUCCGUGGGGCGUCCAAAUAGUGCCCGCAGUUAUUCUCUUCUUUGGCAUGUUCUUUCUACCCCGAUCUCCAAGAUGGCUAGCCUCGAAGGAUCGCUGGGAACAAGCCAUACAGGUCCUAGCGAAUAUCCACGGAGGAGACGUGAAUCAUCCAAAAGUGCUGGCUGAGUACAAAGAGAUCGAGGAAGCGCUGAGAUUCGAGAGAGAAGAGGCCAGUAGCAGCUACAAGCAGCUGGUUGAGCCUCGCAUGCUCAAGCGUGUCUUGCUAGGGAUGUCGAUUCAGAUGUGGAAUAUCAUGGAAGGCGCCAGUAUCGCCUCGCCCCUGAUUACAGCAUCAGUACAAUACAUCCUCAACGUCGCGCUUACUCUUCCCGCCAUCAUCUACCUCGACCGGUUCGGCCGUCGUCCAGCAAUGCUCGUGGGCUCUUUCCUAAUGAUGACCUGUCUCUUCAUCGUGGGCGCCCUGCAAGCGUCCUACGGAGAGCCAAAUGUCGGACCGCUCCAAAAUAAAACCAACUCAGAUAUAUCCUGGAUUAUUUCCAACAAUAAACCCGUUUCGAAAGCCAUCGUGGCAUUCACCUACCUCUUCGUUUGCACCUUCGCUACGACCUGGGGACCAACCUCUUGGACCUAUCCUUCCGAGAUCUUCCCUACCAAGAUCAGAGCCAAAGCCGUGAGCCUCGCAACGGCCAGCAACUGGUUCUGGAACUGCAUCCUCGCCUUCGCCGUGCCGCCUCUCCUCUGGAACAUCAACUGGAAGAUGUACAUGAUCUUUGCCAUGUUCAACGGCCUGGCCUUCAUCCACAUGUUCCUCACAGCCCCCGAGACCAAGGGCAAGACCCUCGAGGAGAUGGACGACGUUUUCGACUCGGGUCUCCCGGCCUGGAAGACCGUGCCUACAGGCUCGCGAAUCGAUCAGCUGCAGCGGGAUAUCGAGGCCGGUCGCGUCAAGAUCACUGCGCCGGGCGCUAAAGCUGGCGCCGAGGAGACGGCGGAGGUGAAAAACGGGGGUGUUGUUGGUGGUGGUGGUGAUGGAGACGUACGGUGA